Bactrocera oleae (olive fruit fly) is the source of this 1591-nucleotide messenger RNA. RefSeq names its product Nedd4 family interacting protein (gene Ndfip). Gene Ontology annotation, cellular component: perinuclear region of cytoplasm; Golgi apparatus; endoplasmic reticulum. The record is from RefSeq and is a predicted model, not a curated record. NCBI's taxonomy places the organism in Eukaryota, Metazoa, Arthropoda, Insecta, Diptera, Tephritidae. Gene Ontology annotation, biological process: vacuolar transport; ubiquitin-dependent protein catabolic process; positive regulation of protein ubiquitination. Gene Ontology annotation, molecular function: WW domain binding.
UCUCAUUUUGACAAUCAAAAGUGCAGAAGAAAAUUGAAAUUUUUUUACUUCAUUAAUGAUUGGCUAGGCAUAAGGAACGGAAAAAGUUUAUUGGCAAUUGUUUUGAUUCACCAGUUAAAUACAUUUAAUUCGGGAAAAUUAGUAUAAUUCAACAAGAAAAAUUUGCAAAUCAAACAGUGCAACCGGAUAGAGAACUAACUUUGCUAUAUAUUGUGCGAGAAAUUGGAAAUCUUCGUAAAAAGUUACGAUCGCACAGCGCCAACGUUCACUUGACGCACGCAACUGGUGGGCAGCAUGUCGGAUAAUCCACAGAGGCCACCGCCUACAUCGCACGGCGAGGAGCUGGGUCCGCCAAUGGCCGACUUUAGUGCACCGCCACCCUAUGAGCUCGUCAAUAAUGUUGGCAUGCCACAGCAGCAGCAGCUGAAAAAUGCAAGAACUCAGCUACAACAACAACAACAACAACAACAGCUGCCACCACCUUAUCUACAGGUGUCGCUGCCACCGCUAGACUCAACGUUGGCACCACCGCCACCACCACCACUACCAACAGGCGGCGUUAUAAUGGCUGGCGAUAUGCCAAAAAUGCAAUCGGACGUCAAAUUGCCCUCAUAUGAAGAAGUGCAACGGCAGAAAUCAGCUAAUGGCGAAUUGCUAUUUAUGAAUGAAUGCGUGCUGCCACCGCAUAUACGUGACAGCAAUACGCCGACUAAUGGCGGCAACAACAACAAUUCGAAUGGCACUGCGUCAGCUCUAACAUUCAUCGCUAUCGAUGCAUCGGAUGCUGAAAAUUUGACCAGCAGCGAUGACAAUAGUCUGCUCGGCACCGAUGCCAUGUUCAUAUUGGCCUUUAUGGUAGCAUUUCUCUUCAAUUGGAUUGGCUUUUUGAUGCUCACCUGCUUUUGUCAGACAAUUGCUGCACGCUACGGUGCAUUGUCCGGCUUCGGUUUGUCGCUGGCCAAGUGGACGCUGAUUGUUAAGAAUUCCACGGAGUUGGCUUCGCAUGAGAACUCUUGGCUGUGGUGGUUGACCAUGGCAUUUGGCUUUUUGAUUUGUGUGCGCGCAUUCCUGCAGUAUGUAUCGAUUAAGCGCACUUGGCGUUUGCUGAGCACAUCAGCGCAAGAGCGUUUGCUAUUCUUCUACUAGAAGUGCGCGGGGGGCGUGUUGUUGAUACAGUGGUGCUUGGUUGCCACUUAGUGCAAGCACACAAACACCUUUUUAUAUAUACAUACUAUAAUUUUUUUUGUAAAAAUAUUUUCAUUUAGCUUGUUUUAGUUAGUUUGCCUCACCAUUGGUAUUAGAAUUAGAGCACUCGAGGUACUUAAACGCGAUGCCAUUUUAGUAGUUUUUUUUUCAUUUUUUUUUUGUAAUCCAAGCGAUUGCACGUAUAUGUAGCUGAAUAUUAAAUUUGUAGUGUCUACUUUAUAUGAUAUGUGUAUAUGUUUCCAAAACCGAAUAUGAAUGUAUAUUUCCGAGCAGAAUUGAGCAUACUUGUUAUUUUUACUAUUAUCUAUGUGAAUGUGUAUUCUAAACGCAGAUUGCAUACAUUGUGCAUUGCGUUUGUUUCAAAUAUAUUGGAAUUAAAUGCUAA